Molecule: messenger RNA, 4271 nt
Organism: Oryzias latipes (Japanese medaka)
Lineage: Eukaryota; Metazoa; Chordata; Actinopteri; Beloniformes; Adrianichthyidae
Source: RefSeq, a predicted model, not a curated record
GCAGUCACAUUUUCCUUUCAUUCACACACAAAAAUGUCACCCUGUUGAUCUUUUCUACAAUGCAAGAUGGAGGAUUCUGCUUCAAGUCUUUGGACCAAUUAAGUUUGCUCAUUUGCUGAUUCGUUCUGUUUUUGCACCUUUUUUGGGGGGGUCUCUUUCUCUGUUUCUGCCCACGUGAAUCGGUGUGCCAAACACUGAUGUCAUUGUCCACCAGUGUGCCUUCACUGUGUGGGAUGAAAUGAGCGUUGAGUUAUAAUCCCGCAGUUUAAUCCCAACCACUCCCAAUCUGCUCUCUGCACACACCGGACGGCCUGAGAAACUCUUCCAGCAGGAGAGACCAGACUUGUCCAACCUUGAGCACAGGCAGAUGAUGUGAAGGGUAGAGGAGGACGCACCUCCGAGCUUCCAAGAGCCUAUAGAGCACAUCUGACAUUCAAAGGUGCCCAUCUGUUAAGGAAAAGAGAAUGUGAAGCAGCGGGAGAGACAGAGAGAUUAAAGAUGAUUUAUUUCUCUUGGGUAGGAGACAGUAAAUGAGGGAGUGAGUGGGAGGGGAGGGUGGUGGUCAGACGCAAACUAACUGGAGAGCAAGUCGUGCCAGAGCGGGAGCUGCGGUUAGUCCACCUCUGACGCUGCACCGACGAACCAUCAGUGGCGAGUCUUCGUCUCCUCAGCACCAAGCAGGAGCACACUUCCCGAUUUGGAUAAGGAGCUGCAAAAGUCACGCGCCUGCGAGUUUCUCCCACAAAACCGCGACAACUCAAGGUGAAUGCCGUCAUGCCAUUUGGAUGCCUUGCCCUGCGAGAUGGGCGGACUUACGACAACAUAUCUGAUGUCACUGACAAAUAUGAGUUUGGACAAAUCCUUCGAGCGAAGGAGUUUUGUGAGCUGUGCCUGGCAAAGGACAGACAAACAGACAAGGUGUUUGUCUGCAAGAAAUUCCUCAAGAAAGAUGGCAGGAAAGUCCGCAAGGCUGCCAAGAACGAAAUCAUGAUUCUGAAAUUGGUCCAUCACCCAAAUAUCCUUCAGUUGAUAGAUACGUUUGAAACACGCAAAGAAUACUUAAUCAUCCAGGAACUAGCCACAGGAGGUGAUGUUUUUGACUGGAUUCUGGACCAGGGAAAUUACACCGAGAGAGACGCUUCCAAUGUCAUCAGACAGGUCCUUGAGGCUGUGGCGUACCUGCACUCUCUCAACAUCGUUCACAGGAACCUGAAGUUGGAAAAUCUGAUGUACUACACAGAAAAUAACCAUAACAAGGUUGUCCUGCGAGACUUCUACCUGUCCAGAUUUGAGAAUGGACCCAUCACUGAGCCAUGUGGAACUCCGGAAUACCUGGCCCCUGAAGUGGUGGCUCGGCACAGAUAUGGCCGUCCGGUGGACUGCUGGGCUGUGGGUGUGAUCACGUUCAUACUUUUAUCUGGUAAUCCACCUUUUUAUGAUGAAACAGAGGAGGAGAACACUGAUCUGCACAACCGCAUCAUCUUCUGCCGGAUCGUUGCUGGGGACUUCGAGUUCGAUUCCCCUUACUGGGAUGACAUUUCACCUGCAGCAAAGGAACUUGUCUGUCGUCUAAUGGAGGUGGACCAAAUGCUGAGAAUCACAGCGCAAGAUGCCCUUGGCCAUGAAUGGAUUGCAGGGAAUGGUGCCUCAGAGAAGAAUCUAAAGGAUGGUGUCUGUGCCCAGUUUGAGAAGAACUUUGCAAAGGCCAAAUGGCGGGAGCUAAAGAAAGCAAUCCGUGUGACCACGUUCAUGCAACGACUGAAGAACACAGAGGCCCUAACUGACAGUUCGGCUGGAGUUGAAAGCAGUGCAGAGGCAGGAGAAGGUGAAGGGGGCAUCUCCCAGGGCACGAGUGAUGACGGAGAAAAAUUGACGAGUGAUGGAGGGGUGACAUCAAGCAGCGUGUCCUUGGAAGUUACAGUUGAAAACACAUCCACGGCCAUGAGUCAAGAUGAGGGCACCGUCAAAGUCAAAGAAAAACAGGAGACAGUGAAUAUAUCUGUUGGCCCUACUGUUGGAACUUCCCCGUCGGAUGUUCGGGACCCUAUCAUUCAGACUUGUUCCAUCCCAAAAACUACACAGGUAGAGCCUAGCAAGGCGGGCAUAAAGAAGGGAGCAGGGGAUGGAACCAGGAAAAUUGCUGCUAACUUUGGUCAAAAUAAAGUUGUUACCGAGGUCAAACAAACCUCGACAGUUUCCAGUGAUCCACAAAAGCAAGGAGAAAGUUUUUCAGGUAUUAAUCUUGAGCUAAAACAUGCAUCCACUUUGCCUGAUCCCAACAGCAAAUGUAAAAUGGCUGCAAAGGUUCAUGGCACACAGCCUACAGGAGCUGCUGCCGCCUCAAUAUCGCCAGAGAAAAGACCAGCAACCCAAAGCGUACAGAGAGAUGAAGGUGAUGGAAGCUGGUGUCAGACACAAGUGCCUGAAGCAGUGGCAGAGAAAUCAGUGGUCGUAACGAGUACCCCAUUGGUGGGGCCAGGGGCUGGGGCAGAUACUGGCUUGGGAGUUAGGCUAAGAGGUGAUGUUAGUCCUGCAAGCAGAAGGGAUAGGGAUGCCAAGAGAGCAGACAGAUAUAGUGCUGAGUUCAGCAUGGCCCGGACAGGAGCUGUGCCAGGACAGGGCUGUUACACUGCAGGGAGCUCUGCAAGUUUGGGCCGGCAUGCCACACCAUACAAUCCAGAGAGUGUAGGUGUGGGGUUAGGGAUGGGAGGAAGUUAUGGGAGCCCGUACACCCACUUGUACGGAAGUGGAGGAGGAGUUGGGAUGUAUGGAACAGGUCUUCACCACGGAGGAGGGGUAAGCAGUGCCACAACCGACUGGCAGAUGGACAGUGUGAUUGAGCAGAUAGAGAAACAAAUGGCCGCCGUACUUGAAAAGAUUGAGGGAGACAUGCCCUCACUGCUCGAGCAAAUAAGUGACUGUCCUGCUGAAUCCUUAUGUACCAGAAGCACACAUGCCUCUCCUUCCACUUCCCGCACACAUUCCACACAGCGCUCCUCAACUUCAGCAUCCACAACUCCUCCACCACUUCCCACAUCUCCAAGACCUGCUCUGCCCUCUCUCCCUCACCUUGCCAUCCCACCUCCUUCCUACCCUCCACCCUCACCACCCACACAAGAUUCACCACAUGCUGGUGGAGAAUCGGACGAAGGUGAGGGACAGAAAAGUGUCACUCAAACUAGCCAAUCACCCAAGGGUGGAUUUGGCCGUGGGCUUUGAGACAAGUGUCCAUGACAAAAUACACAAGAGCAAUUCUACUGGAGUAUUGGCUUUAGAGCUCAAAUAAAAAAAGGGAUUAAUACCUCAUCAAGAGGUAAAACUGAAACAAGAAAAGAACCCUCUAAAAUUGUAUUGUUUGGUUGUAAAUUCUUAACGAAUGACUGUUAAGGAGAAACCCCUCUUGUUGUUCCAUUGCUCCAAUAGCUGGGUUCAGAGUAGUAAAGCACAACAUCAUGUGAAAGUUGCAAACACUGGGAUUUCAAAAGCUUGUUUGUAUCUAAAACUUUGACUUGUUCGUGGAGGAUCAGAACAACAUAAAAUACAGUUGGGUUUUCCAGGAUUUCAAAGUUUUUCACUGAUAAGAGUCAAUAUUGAAAAAAAGAAAAAAAAAGAAUGGAUGUUUGAUUUUUCACUGUGUACCAUAGACUGCAAAUACAAUAUAUUCAAAAAAAAGUUCUUUCUUUUUUCUCAUUAAGUAAACUUCAUAAUGCCCUAAUUGCCAUAUACUUGUUUAAAGCAGCUCAUGAUGUGUCAUUAUUUUUCAACCCUUAAGUACUAUGUACUGUUUGGCUUAAAGUCAAGAGUUGUAGCCCUUACAGAAGGAUGAGCGUCUGAAAUGGUAAAGCAAUUAUCAACUGGUAGGUGGGAUUUUAACUUAAUUAAAUGUUAAACUUUAACUGUCAUUUAAAAGAAUUUUGAGUUGCUCUAAAAUUUUAAGAGAGCAAGAGAGAGGCAUUUGUGGCAAAACUAUGUAAAUAGGCAUCACAAAAGCACACCAAACCAUUUACAUUGUAUUUAAAAGAUGUAUGGCCAACAAACUCUGUUUAUAUUUUCCCUCUGUUUUGUUUACAUAUUUAUUUUGCUAGACUAAUAUAAAUUAUCCAUUCCUUUCUAUUACAUCCUUUUUAUCAUCCAACAAUGUAUUUAUAAAUUUAAUUCUGCUUUUUGAGUGUAUGUAUAAAAGCUUGUGUGCUAUUAUCCCAACUGACAGCAUUCUGCCCUUAUGUAUACUGUGUUGUCAAAUCUUUCAAUAAAAGACGUAAAAAAUUGUU